CUUUUGUAUCUAAAUUGUGCAAUUUAGUAUAAAAGGUGCUAGUUUUAAAAUAGAACUGAUAGUAAAACACAGUAGCAUGGUGCACAUCCUGAAUUAAGAUAAAUCUGUAUUACCAUAUCCGUAUCCCUGCUUAUUUAAAAUAUAUUGUCUUGGAAAAGUAAGUUUUACUUGGAAAGAGAAUGGGUAUGUAGAGGAUAUUUUGUGACUAAGGAUGCAAAUUUAGUGACAUUAAUUGGAAAAAGUUUAUUUUGGAAGGCCUUUUUUUGUUUUGUUUUGUUUUGUUAUUUGCUUUUGAGAUAGGUUCUGUCACCCAGGCUGGAGUGCAGUGGUGCAAUCAUGGCUCACUGCAGCCUUAACCUCCCCAGCUCAAGCGAUCCUCCCACCUCAGCCUCCUAAGUAGGUGGGACCAUCAACAUGUGCCACCACACCUGGCUUUUUUUUUUUUUUUGAGAUGGAGUUUUGGCUCUUGUCGCCCAGGCUGAAGUGCAAUGGCGUGAUCUUGGCUCACUGCAGCCACCACCUCCUGGAUUCAAGCGAUUCUCCCAACUCAGCCUCCCGAGUAGCUGGGAUUAUAGGCACCCACCACCAUGCCCAGCUAAUUUUUGUAUUUUUGGUAGAGACAGGGUUUCUCCAUGUUGGCCAGGCUGGUCUUGAAUUUCUGACCUCAGGUGAUCUUCCCACCUCAGCCUCCCAAACUGUUGGGAUUACAGGCAUGAACCAUAGCUCUCGGCCAGUUUUUUAAAAUUUUUUUUGGAGAGAUAAGGUCUCCCUAUGUUGACUAGGCUGGUCUUGGAACUAGGCUCAAGUGAUUCUCCCACGUUGCCUCCCAUUGUGUUAGGGUUACAGAUGUGAGCCACUGUGCCUGGCCUGAAAGGCCUUUUUGGAAACAGGUUCAGAAAAUGUUUCAACAUUUAGUUUCUGAACAUUUAAAAAUAAACCAUUGAGAAUUUAUUUUUCCCCAUUACAUUUAACAGUUUGCCUUUGUGUCUUGUUUUAACAAGGUAAAAUUAUUGGCAGGUAAUGAAACUUAAUUAUUUUGGCAGGUAUCUCAAACCUACCUUCCAGAUUUUGAUGAGAGUCCACGUGAAUUUACUUGUGGAAUAUAUUCUAUACUUCUAUCAACUCUGGUGAUUAGGUUGUCUAAUUUUCUACAUAAAGGCAAGUCAAACUUCUUGAGUCACUCUGGGUGUUCUUACCUCAUCAAGAUAUCAAAACAGUUCUUAAUUAGGUUUUGUGGUAUUAAGUAUUGACUGAUAACCAAGGAAGAAACUGACUUUCAAGGUGUCUGGUACCAACAAUCUUGGCUAAGUUUUUAAUGAUAAUAGUAUCUGGUCAGCCACACAUACAAAUGUAUGUACAUACAUAUAUAAAUAUAUACGUAGGAAACUAAAGAGGGAAAUAAAUCAUCUUAGUCAAGUAGUAGACCUAGAUCUUUAAAUUAAAAUUUGAGGACAUAAAACGCUCUUAAUUUUUCACACUAGUGUCUUAUUCAUAUGGCUUUCUCUUUUUUUGAGAUGGAGUUUCCCUCUUGUUGCCCAGGCUUUAGUGCAAUGGCUCGAUCUUUGCUCGUUGCAACCUCCACCUCCUGGGUUUAAGUGAUUACCCUGCCUCAGCCUCCCUAAUAGCUGAAGUUACAUGCAUGCAACACCAUGACUGGCUAAUUUUUUGUAUUUUUUAGUUUAGACGGGGUUUAUCCAUGUUGGUCAGGCUGGUCUCGAACUCCCAACCUCAGGCGAUCUGCCUGCCUCGUCCUCCCAAAGGGCUGGGAUUACAGGCGUGAGCCACUGUCCUUGGCCUUGGCUUUCCCAUUCUAACAAGCAUGAUCUGGCUUGUAUAUUCAUUUUCCACAUAGUAAGAAAGGGGUUGCUGAAAUAAAAUGCUCUAUGUGCAUUAAUACAGUUUUCUUAUUUCAACAACUUAGAUAAUUGCUCUUUUUUCCGGAGUUCAGAUGAGAAACUGAAAAUCUAUUAGUCAUUGGGGCAUUUAAUGGAAGCAGUUACGUACAAACAUUUAACCUCUCUGAGCCGGAGUUUCCCUGUAAAAAGAUAAUAAAUUUUUCCAGCUGUCAACAUAUCCUAUGAAUAGGAUCCAUAGGAUCCUGUUGUUUUUUUUUUUUUUUUUAAUUCUGCCUAGAGGACCUUUUUGCCUUCAUUCAUGCUUUUAUAUGGAGGUUUAUUUGAACAAAAGAAUAAAUGUUACUUUAAAAGGUAGACUUAAUUCACCCUGUAAUACCUUAAAUGUAUGAACAUUUCAGUACAUUAUUUUUGUGAUAGCUCUUUGAGGGAAAAACAGGGUAAUGUGACUAUUAAAGUUGAAGCUAUCACUGAAGCCCUUACAUUCUGAGGAAGGAAACUAUCAAGCUGUCAUUAGUCCACAAAGCAUUAUUCCAAGUUAUUCCCAAAUUCCCUAAAUUACCAUGUUAAUGCACAAGUUGGGAGUUAACCAGAACCAAAUAGAUGGAUCUACUUUUGUGGUGGUAACUACAUUUUAAAAAGUUUUGGAAUAAGUGUUCAGUUAUUCUGUUUCUUAGUUUGAAAUUCCAGUCAAAAUUCUCAAUGCUAGUCGAUGAAUGAACCUGAUAAGGAAAUACAAGACAGUCUAGCUGCUAAACCAAUCUUCUAAAUCUUACUUAUGUUAAUAAUUGUUAUCUAACAAUUAGAGGACCACCAUAUUGCCCAAAAUAGCAUUGGUGGUGUGAGUACCAGUGACUCCCCAAGUGUCUUAGACUGAAAGCCCAAAUAUUUAAUUAUCAAUAAACUACUUUAUUGCACCUUUUCUAAAAGUGAGCUUGGUGGUUUUGGAAUGAUACCUCUUUUAAGUCGGUUUUCCUCCCCGCCCCCGAUUUUUUUUUUUCAAGACAGUCUUGCUCUGUUGCCCCCAGGCUGCAGUGCAGUAGUGCAAUCUCUGCUCACUGCAAUCUACGCCUCCUGGGUUCAGGUGAUUCUCCCAUCUCAGUCUCCCAAGUAGCUGGGAUUAUAGGCACCGCCACCAUGCCUGGCUAAUUUUUUGUAUUUUAAAUAGAGUCUGGGUUUCGCCACAUUGGCCAGGCUGGUCUUGAACUCCCACUUCAGGUGGCCUCCCAAAGUUCGGGGAUUACAGGCGUGAGCCACUGCGCCUGGCCUCCCCUCUCUUUUUAAGAGUUCUUCACGGGAUACCAGUGUCCCCAUAUGAAAUUUCUGUAUUUUAAAGAUGUGUAACCUCCAUGGCAUUUACUACAUUUACUUAACCUUCUUUAAAAAUCUCGGCACUUUGCCAGGUUGUCUCAUCUUCCAUCCUUACCUGUUGUUUCCUUGAUCACAUCUACAUUACAGCACCGAAUCACAUCUGUGUGGACUCCUGUUUUAGUGUCAGGGCUUCCUUGAUCUCUGUUAAGUACAGUUCUGCAUUUCAGCUGUCUGCUGUACACAUUCAAGUGCUACUCUCCAUCAGCAAUUGUCUCAUUAAUUUCUCAUAUCACAUCCAGUCACAUUUUGAUAAUUUACUUGAAGAGGCCUGAAAUGUCCCCUCUAUCCAAGUUCUAUUAGUCCUUUAGGAAGUUCAGAUCUGGCAUAACUCCUUAUAAAUAAGUUAAAGUUUUAAAUGGCACAUUUAAUUUUAAUGGUUCUCUAUAUCUAGCUCCAGAGUCUACAACAGUAUUGUCGAAUAGAAAUGAAAGCCACAUAUGUAAUUUAUUUAAAGUUUUAUGGUUUGGCCCCUGUUAAUCCUUCUAGUGUUAUCUUCCAUUAAUAAUGUCUCUAAAGAAACUGCCUGCCUUAUGUUUCUUUGGCUCAUCUCACAGUUUCUCAUGUCUUGAAUUCUGGCCCAUUUUCUUCAACCAAAAUAUGUUAAAAUUAUCUUACUAUAGGCUCAUUAAAACCACAAACAUCAGCCAGGUGCAGUGGCUCAUGCUUAUAAUUCCAGUACUUUGGGAGGCUGAGGUGGGUGGAUCACCUGAGGUUAGGAGUUCGAGACCAGGCUGACCAUCUUUACUAAAAAUUCAAAAAUUAGUGACAUGUGACUGUAGUCCCAGCUACUCGGGAGGCUGACAGAAUUGCUUGAACCUGGGAGACAGGUUUCAGUAAGCUGAGAUUGUGCUACUAUUGCAAUCAAGCCUGGGUGACAGAGCAACAAGACUCCAUCUCAAAAAAAAAAAAAAAAAAAUCCAACAUUGUAUCCCUGAGGAACAAGUACAGAUUGGAGAACAUCAAGAUAAAAGUCUUCACUUUGCCUUCUGGGGACAAAUAAGGCUAUUAGCUGAUUUUUCUUUCGUUUUUUUGAAAUGGAGUCUUGCUUUGUCACCCAGGCCGGAGUGCAGUGGUGCGAUCUCUGCUGACUGCAACCUUUGCCUCCCGGGUUCAAGGGUUUCUCCAGCCUCAGCUUCCAGUUCCAGGCAUGUGCCACCAUACCCAACUAAUUUUUGUAUUUUUAAGUAGAGACAGGGUUUUGCCAUGUUGGCCAGGUUGGUCCCAAAACUCCUGGCCUCAGGUGAUCUGCCAGCUUCGGCCUCCCAAUGUGCUGGGAUCACAGGCAUGUGCCACUGCACCCAGCUUUCUUUUAUUAAUAAGUGCUAUAGGUUUGUGAUACAAAAAGUUUAUCAACCUCUGUUUAAAGGUAACUUGAGGAGCAAAAGUUUAGUUUUAUUGUUCAUUUUUUUUGAGACAGGUCUUGGCUCUGUCACCCAGGCUGGGUUGAAGUGGAGCCAUCUUGGCUCACUGCAGCCUGAACUUCUGGGGCUCAAGGGAUUCUCCCACCUCAGCCUGAGACCACAGGUGUGUUCUACCACGCUCGGCUAAUUUUUAUUUAUUUAUUUAUUUAUUUUUGAGACAGUCUUGCUCUGUCAUCCCGGCUGGAAUAUAGUGGCAUGAUCUCAGCUCACUGCAACCUCCGCCUCCUGAGUUCAAGUGAUUCCCCUGCAUCAGCCUCCUGAGUAGCUGGGACUAUAGGCAUGCGCCACCACACCUGGCUGGUUUUUAUAUUUUUAGUAGAGACGGGGUUUUACCAUGUUGCCCAGGCCGGUCUCAAACUCCUGACCUCGAUUGAUCUGCCUCUCUUAGCCUCCCAAAGUGCUGGAUUACAGACAUGUGUCACUGUGCCUGGCCCCUAAUUUUUUUUUUUUUUUUUGUAGAGGUUUCACCAUGUUGCCUAGGCUGAAAGCCACAGCUUUUUUUUUGUUUUUGUUUUUGAGACAGUUUCGCUGUUGUUACCCAGACUGGAGUGCAAUGGCACGAUCUUGGCUCACCGCAACCUCCACCUUCUGGGUUCAAGCAAUUCUCCUGCCUCUCAGCCUCCUGAGUAGCUGGGACUACAGGCGCACACCACCAUGCCCAGCUAAUUUUUGUAUUUUUAGUAGAGACGGGGUUUCACCUUGUUGACCAGGAUGGUCUUGAUCUCUUGACCUCUUGAUCCACCUGCCUUGGCCUCCCAAAGUGCUGCGAUUAUAGGCGUGAGCCACCGCGCCCGGCGGAAAGCCACAGUUUUAAAACAUCUGACACCAUUCGAAAAUCUGCUACUUCUAUGCUUUGCAAUAGCAGGAACCUUCAGAAUCAUUUAAAUUACUGCUACCCUUACAGUUUAUUUUUUGGCAGUGUGUAUGCGGUAAUUACAAUCUUCUUUCCUCCAUGAUGGUAAAGGAUAGUUUCAUAUGUUGCUUUACAUGGUAGAAAAUACGAUGGAAUUUGGCAGAGGUUUAAACCAAUUUAAAAAUAAUCGUGUUAAUAUUUGAAAACUCAGUACUUGCAAGGGACUGUUUACAUAGGGAUAAUGGUCAUACGUGUCUUAACUCUGAAGCUACUUAAGUGCCCCACAAAAAUUGCUCUAGUUCUGCUAUCAGUGUUUCUGUGAGUAUUCUUAAAGUUUUCUUUUUAGCCACAGGAAAUAAAGAUCUGAAAAUUGAUGUUUUAAAAUAUGUUUUUUUUUUUAACUAAAAAUAGAAGCUAUAGAACUGUUCUCUGAACAUCUGGGGACAGCAGAGUUCUUCAUUGUCUUGAGUACUUAAGGAUACAUCUUAAAUUGUUUCACAAAAUUGAAGCGUAUAGGCCAUAAUGCUAAAAAUUUAGACUGUUUUAGAAUCUUGUGUUCAUGUGAGUUAAAGAAACCAAAAUUCAAAUGGUACCUGUCUGAAUAUGUAGGGGAAACUUACCAAUAAAAAUUUUUCAAUAAAAUUUUCAAAAUUAUGAUUCAAGAUUUAUACUUAGAUAUAUUAUAUUGAGUUUAUUUUCUGGAGUCAGCUUGCCAAGAGGAAAAGUUUAUUUUUAGUCAAGAUAAAAAUUGAUUUUAAUUAUUUGGUGGUAAUAACCCUUACUAGAAGAAUACGAGCUGAAGUACCUAUAUUAAUGAUUCUCACAGUUCCAAUUUGCAUGAUGGUUUCUAGGACAACUUCAAAGAGCUUUAAUUUUUAUGUUUUGAGAAAUAGCUUGUGAGAGGUAAGAAUGAAUGCAAAGUUUUUCCAAAAUAUUUUCUGAAGUUAGUUGAAAUCUACUUAAACAUUUGAAAUGAAAGAGUUACCUUUUUUAAAUGAAAGUAAACCACUAUCUGUAGUUGAGAAAUAAGAUGGAGUGUUUUACUUAUUUAAGGAGUAAUUUAAAAAGUAAACAAAAGCAUUGGCCUACAAGAGAAUGGUGGUGGUGGAUUGUAAAGUGCCUUCUCCAAUCUUUAAUAUUCACCAACAGGUGAGUAUAUUUUCAGUUUCCAAGCAGUUAUUAAUUUACAUUUUCUGAAAUUAUGGCUAGCUUCCUGCUUCUCCAAAAGUGAGUCUUAAAAGGAUGGCUAUUUCAUCCUAAUUUAGAAAAAAGAUGACAAAUAUGAAGUGCUUAAUUUUUUUGGUACUAAGAUAAUGAAACCAUCCAGAAUUUUAUGAUCAAAACAUGGCAUUUACCCAGGGAGUAUCUGUAGUUGAGCCAUUGGCUGUAUAACAUUGUUUGUUCUUUGUAUCUUCCUCCAGUGGAGGUUUUUCUCUCAUGGCCAUAAAAAUAAAAGAGGGUUAAAUGUGCAAAUAAUAACUGCAUUUUAAACAUCUCAGUCCGUCCACUCAUAAUAAUUAUUUAACGUUCUUCCUUGAAUUACAUAUUUUCUAUUGUAAUAAGUUCCUAUUUUGAAAACCAAGGAAGUGAACCUGAACAUUUUUUGAAGAAGGCAGUUUAAUGGCCUCUUUAACAGGUUUUUAUCAACAGGUUGAUACAUAGGUUGUGGGGAGGAGAGCGUGUUAUGAAAUGUAAAAUUAAGGCUGUGAAAAUAACAUUAGGGUUGCCACAAAAGGUGAAAUAAACCUUGAUCAAGGGAAAAAACAGCUUUGAAAAUGUGUCAUGUGACAGGAGCCAUCUGUGAGGGAGGGAAUGAAAUGGCUCCCAGGGGUAGUAUAUCCAUCCUCUUCUCGAUAUACUUGUGCCAUAGCAGUAAUGACCCUCAACAUGUUAAAAUGUGGUUUACAUUCAGGGUCAUCAGAGUUUAGGCCUAAUUUCUGCAAUUCAGGUAUUCAGCAUUACUUUGCAAAAUUCUUGUAUGAACAUAAAAAACAUUUUGCUGAUGUGGUCGGGAGAAUCAGGUUAAAUUAAGUGGAAUCAUUUUGGAUACUUUGCCUAGUAUUGCAUGAUUUCUGAAAAUUACAAGUGAAAGCAGAGAUAAGUCGUAUUCUUUGCUCACAUUAUUUCCCACAGGCCUUUCCAGAUCCUCAUAGUUAAAAAUUUCCCUGUCAUUAAAAACAAACGAUAACAGCCUUUAUGUAUAAAUCUGCUGCCCUUUAUAACAUUUUAUGUGACUUGUUUCACUAGAUUGUAAGCCUUUGGAGGUCAGAAAAAAAAAUGCAUCUAAAUUAAUUGUACCGCCACCACAUCUAGGACAGUGCCUUACACUUAUUUGCUAUUCAAUAAAUAUAUUCAUUAAAAUAAUGGACAUACUACUGGAUUGCAAUUUAAUGUCUGAGCCCUUUAAACAAAUGCAUUAUCAAACUUUAAACUUUCUAUAGUUUGUCCAUGUACACCUGGCACGUGUGACGUUUGUAGCAUUUAUAAACAAUUUACAUAUUUCAUUGUACUGAAUCUCCAAGGCUAGCAGUCUAUAACAGCACUGACUAGUAGAAAUAUAAUGCAGGGUACAUAUGUAUUUUCAAGGUUUCUAGCUACAUUAAAUACUUGUAGGCAACGAUUUCCAAAACAAUGUGUAAUCGCUUUAAAACUAAUUUUAAUUUACAUUUAAUACUGUUUUCAUCCUAAGUCUUUGAAAUAAGCCACAUGCAAGUGCUCAAUGAGCUCAAUUGAGCUUACUGACUUGUACUGGACACUGCAGAUGUAGAACUGUAGGGUAGGUAGUUUCCAUGGAUCUCAACCUUUCUGGAUCUCAGUUUUCCUAGAAAUCAGGUAUCUUAAUAUGUCAUUUUCAUUUUAAGUUGUUGUAUCUAAAUAAAAGCUGAUUGGUUUAGCUCAUUAUUGUCAUGUUCAUAAAGCUGUAAAAUUUGAAAAAACAAUUUUGUAUUAAGCAUUAAACAAAGAUAUUUAACAGGCACUUUCCAACUUUCCACUCAUUUUAGUUGUCCCUGGCUCCCAGUUUUAUAAGAUAGCUCUGUUUUAGAGUUGAGGUAGGAGUGAGAUAGAUCAAGUUAACCUUGCUAACAUGUUGCUAGUAGGAGAUAAAGCUAGUUUCAGAACCAGGAUUGACUGUGGAUAUUCCAUAUAACCCCUUGAAAGUUCAAAGCUUAACAAGCUUGGGGACAAAAUUUCUAGCUCUGUGGAUGUAAAGGUGGAUUCUAGACCAUAGGCUAAAGAAAGAACCUUUAAUGAAAUAAAAGUUAUUUUAUUUCUUCAGAUGGGGUCAGUAUGACAGAAAUUUAAUUACAUUUCUUGCUUUAGGUGUGGAGAUUUUCUGCCGUAAAGAAUUUCCUUAUGGAAGAAGUAUUACAUUUUUUUUUCUAAUCAUGAAGAGCAAUUUGGAAAUUUAAAUUGUCUAUUGUCUAGUUAAUUUAUUCCAGUUGCCUCUAAGAAAUCAGACGGUAAAGAAGUCUUUUAAUUGGAUGUUGUAAUGAUUGUCUGAUUUGAACAGAAUUCAAGACAUUUUGUCUUUAAAAUAUACUGGCUCUUGGUGAAGAGAGUAAUUUCAAAAUAAGUCUUUAAGGAAGCAAAAGUUUUAAACAACAAAAGGUAAUAUAAUUUAUCAGACAAGUUAAAAGGGUAAUUUACAUUAUUUGUCAUGAAAUUAGAGUUUUAAAAAUAAUUUACAAAACCAUAACACACUCAAGUCCAUAGGCACUUGAUACAUGUAGAUCCACUCAACAUACAUCUGGAAUAUUUUAGAAUAAACAGAUUCUACUAAAGUAGGUAUUCUACUAAAUUAGUAUUAGGUACCAAAAUCUGUUUUAGUUACCUAAUAUGUACCUAAAAACAGUUUUAAAAAGUGCUAAGCUUUCCAGUAAUGUUACACUGUGGUCUUUUAAAUGGUUUAGUCACAAAUGGUAAAGUGUAUUUGUGAUGUUAAGACAAUAAUGCCUAAUCGUGAGGAUCAGUGAAAUUGUAUACUUUUAUACACCACUGUGGAAUUGGUGCCACCAUUCUACAGAGCAGUUUGACUAUAUCAAGAAUGUUUAUGUUCUUACUCUUCCCAGUAAUUGUAUUAAAGUUCAUCCUAAAGAAAUAGAAAUGUGCAUUAGACUUAUGAUCAAGGAUGGUCAUAAUAUCAAUGAACUUUAGUGAAUAGCAAUAAUGGAACAAAGGGUGGUACAUUCUGAGAAAGGAAAAUAAUGCAUCAUUAAAGAUACAUGUUUUUAUAAUAUGGGAAAAUAUUCAUGAAAUCUCAUACACCAUUAAAAAACAUUUCUGACUUUCCUUUGAAGGGUUAAGAUCCUAGGAAAGACGACAGGGGCAGUCACUGGCCUUAGCACCUAUUCAUAUCCCGGCUUUGUGAGUUCUAUGAUCCUAAGUUCCUCUGUCUCAGUACCUGUAUAAUAGCUGAAACUAUGUACUGUACCUACACCAUGGGGUGAAUGCAUGGAGGUUAAAUGAACGUGCUUACUGCACAACCUAAAUAAAUUUUUAGCGGUAAUAGUCUUUCUGCAUCUCUCAUUGUAGCGGAGAAUACAGAAAUAAAAAUUUAGAAAUGUGAUGAAUUAGCAAAGGGAAACCCCAUGAGACUCUGUAAGAGGGAUUUCACCUAAUCUGCCAACCUGCUUUGUCCAAGCACUUGGAUUUUGGUUGGGCUCCCGGAACCGGCGUGAACUGAGCUUUACCUUGCCUGUGAGCACGCAAAAGAUUCUGUUGGUGGGGUGGCGGCUUGGUGGGUUGUAUUUAUUCCAGGGCUGUUUUACUCGCCACACUCGCGGUCCACAAUACGCCCGUUUUAAAAUACGGACUCAAAAGCGUCCUUCCAUCCACCUUUCCCUUAGGCAACACGCAAAGCUUGGACCUGCCCCCACCCGGAGCAGAAAGUAAGGUGAGGCGCGGAGCAUGGUGGCGUCGGGGAAACGCGACCACUCGCUCCAUCCCUCUGCGGAUUCGUGUCACGAAAACUACAGUUCCCAGCAGGCUCCACGAGCUCUGGCUGCCCCUCAGACGGCGCCCGGCGGUUACGGCGGGGGACUGGUUUCUUCCGGGCUCGCCACAACCUUCUUCCUUCUCCUCCGCAAAACAGGCAGUUACCGGGUGCUGGAGCUUUCCCUCGAUUUCCGGAAAAGGCCGGUCGCCAGUGGAGUCAGUUUCCACGCAACACUGCGCGCUACUCCGGCCUGAAGGGCGGAGCAGCGGGACGCUAGGAACCUUGCGCUGAGUGACGACCUCGGUCACAUUUUACGGCCGUUCCUCUGGUCGGCGGCGGGGUACGGCGGCCGCGCACGCGCGGCAGGGGGCGUGAGGCUGCGCCCUGCCUGACGCGAUCGCAGUCUGCCGCGACGAACUGCCGGUAGGCUGCUGUGUGUGUGCCGCCGAGCCCACGGGGCGGGGACGCGGGGUGUGGAUGGGGGGUCGCUUUGACCUCGGCCUCAGCCAGUAGGACAGCCUCGGCCUCGCGGACGGAAAUGGUGCGCUGGGUGCGGACGAUGGGGGAGAAACUGAAGCAGCGGCUGCGGCUGGACGUGGGGCGCGAGAUCUGCCGCCAAUACCCGCUGUUUUGCUUCCUGCUGCUCUGCCUCAGCGCCGCCUCCCUGCUUCUUAACAGGUAACGCCACAGCGCGGAGCCUGGGCUGCUGCUUUUCUCCGAAGCUGCUGACGCCCGGCCCGUGCUGCUUCACCGUGUGGAGGUCGCGUAGCUGCGGGACUGGGGGCAGCUGGGGAGAGUGAGCUUUGCAGAGGAGCGGCCUCGGGGAGCUCGGCUGAGCGUCGGGCCCGGAAGCAAAGGCGGGUGGGGUGGGGUUGAUUGCCUCCUUUCCCGAGGCUUCAUCUUCUGAGCUACCUUCUUAUGCAUUUCUCAAAACGAGUCCUUCAUCGUCAGUGCUUUUCAAAAGUGAAAUCUGUGUAUCGUCUCCGAUUGAGACCGUACGGAGGCAGUCGAGUCUGCUGGCGGAGGAGGGUUCAAGGUCCAGUCCGCAAGCGCAAUUUUAGGCGGAAUCCGCACACCUCCAGCGCGUUCCUUCAUUCCACCCCCACCACCCCUUCAGCUUGCAGCUGAAACUUUUCCCUCAGUAUUGUUGAAUAAAACAGUCAUAACGAUUUGUUGGAUAGAAAUCACAAAGCAAAGUGGUACCCGUCUCAACAUCCCCAGAAUAUUCUUGAGGGGACCUGAUGACAAAAAAAGGAAAAACAAACAAACCCUGAAAUAUUACGAAAGGUUCAAGUUGGAAAAAUCUUUUGGAAGGUGCCGGAUGGUGUAUAUAGCAUGCUCUUCAGUGUAUACAUGUGAUUAAAAAAAAAACUAUACACACACACACACACACACACAAUGCUUAGAGUAUCUCUGAAGUGUUGUUAUACGAGAAAACGUGCCCUUCUGAGAUGAGGUAUAAUACUAGGUACAUCUAUUCUGAAAUAAACAAUUGUAGAUGAAAUUGAUCCUUGAACAGUGCAGAGAUUAGGACACUGACCCCUAUGAAGUAAAAAGUCUGAGUUGAACACCGUGAGAUCCAUACAAAGUACCACUAAUGUUGUUGGGAGUGCUCCCAAGAAGCAGAGAAAAGUAAUGAUAUUACAGAAAAAGCUGAAAUGCUUGAUAUGUACUAUUGAUUGAGAUUUGCAGCUGUGAUUACCUGCCAUUUCAAGAUAAAUAAAUCGAGUAUAAAGACCACUGUGAAAAAAGAAAAGGACAUUCAUGAAGCCAUUGCUACAACUAUGCCAGCAGGUGUGAAAACUGCACUUUUUGCAAAAUACCUUUUUAUCUUGUGCUGAAAAUUUAGCUUUUAUGUGGGGGCAGAAUUGCUAUGAGAAAGACAUAAGUAUAGACUAAUACUAUUCAAGAAAAGGUAAAGUCAUUCUAUAACAGCUUAAAGCAAAAGGAAGGAGAAGAAUAUAAAACUGGGUAAUUUAAUGCCAGCAAAGGAUAGCUUGAUAAUUUUAGGAAGAGGUCUGGCUUGAAAAAUGUCAAGCAAACCGAAGAAAGAGCCUCUGCUGACCAAGCAAGAGGCAGCAGAUGAGUUUCACACACCAUUAAGAAAAUCAUUGAGGAGAAAGUAUUAAAUAUAUCUUCCUGAAUGGCUGUUUUUAAUGAAUGCAAGUUUAUUAAGAAAGCAAAAGAAUAAAAGAAUGGCUACACCAUAGAACAGCCCUGAACAGGUUUUUACUGCAAUGAAAGUAACUUGGUUUGGAAAAAAUGCCACAAAGGACAUUUAUUAGUAAGGAAGAGAAGUGAGCACCAGGAUUUAAAGCAGGAAGGGAUAGGCUAAUUCUACUGUUUUAUGCAAAUGCAAUUGGGUUCCUUGUUUGUGAAUCGUCUAACCCCCAGCUUUGAAGGCAAAAGGUAAGUAUUAGCCUUUUGGUUGUACAAGAAGGCCUGGACAACAGGAAUCUUUCUGAAUUAAUUUCAUUGAUGUUUUGUCCCUGAAGUCAGGAAGUACCUUGCCAGCAAGCAAUCGCUUUUAAAGAUUCUUUUGAUAUCAGACUACCGCCCUGGACACCCAGAACCCCCUGAGUUUGACACUAAAGACAUCGAAGUGGUCUACUUUUCCCCAGACACAAUGUCUCUAAUUCAGCCUCUAAAUUCAGGGUGUCAUAAAGAUGUUUAAGGCUCAUUAUACGUGGUACUGUAUGGAUAGCUUUGUCAGUGCUGUGGAAGAGAACUCCAGUAGAGAGAACAUCAUGAAAGUUUGGAAGGAUCACACCAUUGAAGAUGCAGUCAUUAAAGCCUUAAAAGCUAUCAGGCUUGAAACAAUAAAUUAUUGAUGGAGAAAACUACACCCAGUUAUUGUGCAUAACCUCACAGGAUUUGCAGGAGAGCCAAUCAAGGAAAUCAUGAAAGAGAUUGUGGAUAUGACAAAAAAGUUUGAGUUUAGAGAGUUUCAGGAUAAGGAUCUUGGAGAAAUUCAAGAGCCAGUAGACAUCACACCAGAGGAAUUAACAGAAUACAGCUUGAUAAAGAUGAGUGCUUCAGAACUGGUGCUAGACAAUGAGGAAGGAGACUUAGAAGAAACAGUGCGGGGGGCUGAAUGCAGUGGCUCAUGCCUGUAAGCCCAGCACUUUGGGAGGCCAAGUUGGAUGGAUUGCUUGAGCCCAGGAGUUCAGGACAAGCCUGGGUAACAUGGUGAAACCCUGUUUCUACAAAAACAAAACAAAAAAAAAAACAGAAAAACUAGCUGGAUAUGGAUGUGCAUAUCUGUAGUCCCAGCUACUUGGAGGGUUGAGGUGGGGAGGAUCAAUUGAUCCUGGGAUGCAGUGAGCCAUGAUAGUACCUACCACUGCACUCUGGCUGGGAUAACAGAAUGAGACUCUAUCUCAAAAAAAAAAAAAAAUGCAGUGGUGCCAGAAAACAAAUUGACAGUAGACAAUCUGGCAGAAGGUUUUUGAUUAUCAAGACUGCUUUUGACUUCUUUUGUGACAUGGACCCUUCGAUUACUGGCACUGAAUCUAAAGCAAAUGGUGGAAUAAAGAUUAGUACUGUAUAAAAAUGUUUUUGGAGAAAUGAAAAAGCAAAAAGUUGGGCAGAAAUUAUGAUGUAUUUCCAUAAAGUUACAUUCAGUGUGCCUGCCUCUUGUGCAUCCCCUUCUAUCUCUUUUACCCUUGAAAUUCCUGAGACAGCAAGGUCAACCCCUCCUCUUCAGCCUACCCAAUGUGAAGAAAAUGAAGAUGAAGAUGUUUAUGAUGAUCCACUUCUACUUAAUAGUAUCUUCAUGUUUUAAUGAUCUUCUGGUCAUUUGUUGCUGGAGUUGUCACAUUCUACUGCUCACUAGGACCUAAUUCUCUCUUACCAAAUAUAUUCUUCACAAUAAAAUAUAAACCCAAGCAGUUAGGACUUCAGGAAUUAUUUCCUCAAGGUCAUAGCUGUGCUGUUUGUGGUAAAGUGAAAUGUAAACGACAUAGGCCUUCUUUGCUACUUGAAAACUAUCAGCCAUGGCUAGACCUGAAAAUUUCUUCCAAAGUUGAUGCAUCUCUCUCAGAGGUUCUUGAAUUAGUGUUGGAAAACUUUGUUUAUCCGUGGUACAGGGAUGUGACAGAUGAUGAAUCCUUUGUUGAUGAACUGAGAAUAACAUUGCGGUUUUUUGCAUCUGUCUUAAUAAGAAGGAUUCACAAGGUGGAUAUUCCAUCCAUUAUAACCAAGAAACUAUUAAAAGCAGCAAUGAAGCAUAUAGAAGUGAUAGUUAAAGCCAGACAGAAAGUAAAAAAUACAGAGUUUUUGCAGCAAGCUGCUUUAGAAGAAUAUGGUCCAGAGCUUCAUGUGGCUUUGAGAAGUCGAAGAGAUGAAUUACACUAUUUAAGGAAACUUACGGAACUGCUUUUUCCUUAUAUUUUGCCUCCUAAAGCAACAGAUUGCAGAUCUCUGACCUUACUUAUAAGAGAGAUCCUGUCUGGCUCUGUGUUCCUUCCUUCUUUGGAUUUCCUAGCUGAUCCAGAUACUGUGAAUCAUUUGCUUAUCAUCUUCAUAGAUGACAGUCCACCUGAAAAAGCAACUGAACCGGCUUCUCCUUUGGUUCCAUUCUUGCAGAAAUUUGCAGAACCUAGAAAUAAAAAGCCAUCUGUGCUGAAGUUAGAAUUGAAGCAAAUCAGAGAGCAACAAGAUCUUUUAUUUCGUUUUAUGAACUUUCUGAAACAAGAAGGAGCGGUACAUGUGUUGCAGUUUUGUUUGACUGUGGAGGAAUUUAAUGAUAGAAUUUUACGACCAGAAUUAUCAAAUGAUGAAAUGCUGUCUCUUCAUGAAGAAUUGCAGAAGAUUUAUAAAACAUACUGUUUGGAUGAAAGUAUCGAUAAAAUUAGAUUUGAUCCCUUCAUUGUAGAAGAGAUUCAAAGAAUUGCUGAAGGGCCAUACAUAGAUGUUGUGAAACUUCAAACUAUGAGAUGUCUUUUUGAAGCAUAUGAACAUGUUCUUUCCCUCUUGGAGAAUGUAUUUACCCCUAUGUUCUGCCAUAGUGAUGAGUAUUUUAGACAACUUUUAAGAGGUGCAGAAUCACCAACACGCAAUUCAAAAUUCAACAGAGGUAGCCUAAGUUUGGAUGAUUUUCGGAACACACAGAAAAGGGGAGAAUCAUUUGGAAUCAGCAGAAUAGGUAGCAAAAUUAAAGGAGUAUUCAAAAGUACCACAAUGGAGGGAGCUAUGUUGCCUAAUUAUGGUUUAGCUGAAGGUGAAGAUGAUUUUAUUGAAGAAGGUAUUGUUGUAAUGGAAGACGAUUCUCCAGUGGAGGCUGUGAGCACACCUAAUACUCCCCGAAACCUUGCUGCAUGGAAAAUUAGCAUUCCAUAUGUAGACUUUUUUGAGGAUCCCUCCUCUGAAAGGAAGGAGAAAAAAGAGAGAAUUCCUGUGUUUUGUAUUGAUGUUGAAAGAAAUGAUAGAAGAGCAGUUGGACACGAGCCUGAACACUGGUCUGUCUAUAGAAGAUACCUUGAAUUCUAUGUACUUGAAUCAAAAUUAACAGAAUUUCAUGGUACAUUUCCUGAUGCCCAGCUUCCUUCUAAGAGGAUUAUUGGACCCAAAAAUUAUGAAUUCUUAAAGUCAAAGAGGGAAGAGUUCCAGGAAUAUCUACAGAAACUUCUGCAGCAUCCAGAACUGAGUAAUAGUCAACUUCUGGCAGACUUUCUUUCCCCUAAUGGUGGGGAAACACAGUUUCAUGAUAAGAUACUACCAGAUGUAAAUCUUGUUUCGCUCUUGUUACCCAGUCUGGAGUGCAACGGUGCUAUCUCGGCUCACUGCAACCUCCGCCUCCUGGGUUCAGGCAAUUCUCCUGCCUCAGCCUCCCGAGUAGCUGGGAUUACAGGGAAAAUUAUAAAGUCUGUUCCUGGAAAACUAAUGAAAGAGAAAGGUCAGCAUUUGGAACCUUUUAUCAUGAAUUUCAUUAAUUCUUGUGAAUCUCCAAAGCCUAAACCAAGUAGACCAGAACUGACCAUUCUCAGCCCUACUUCAGAAAACAAUAAGAAGCUUUUCAAUGAUCUGUUUAAAAAUAAUGCAAACCGUGCUGAAAAUACAGAAAGAAAGCAAAAUCAGAAUUAUUUUAUGGAGGUGAUGACUGUAGAAGGAGUCUAUGACUACCUGAUGUAUGUAGGACGUGUAGUUUUCCAGGUUCCUGACUGGCUUCAUCAUCUCUUAAUGGGAACUCGAAUCCUCUUUAAAAACACCCUGGAAAUGUAUACUGAUUACUAUCUUCAGUGUAAACUAGAACAACUAUUUCAGGAACACCGUUUGGUCUCACUCAUAACACUUCUUCGAGAUGCUAUAUUCUGUGAAAACACUGAACCUCGCUCUCUCCAAGAUAAGCAGAAAGGAGCAAAACAGACUUUUGAAGAAAUGAUGAAUUACAUUCCAGAUCUGUUAGUCAAGUGUAUUGGUGAAGAAACCAAGUAUGAAAGCAUCAGACUUCUGUUUGAUGGCUUACAGCAGCCAGUACUCAACAAGCAGCUGACUUAUGUUUUAUUGGACAUUGUGAUACAAGAACUGUUUCCAGAGCUCAAUAAGAUCUCGCUCUGUCGCCAGGCUGGAGUGCACUGGUAUGAUCUCGGCUCACUGCAACCUCCGACUCCCUACUUCAAGUGAUUCUCCUGCCUUAACCUCCUAAGUAGCUGGGAUUUCAGGCAUAUGCCACCGUGCUCAGCUAAUUUUUGUAUUUUUUAGUCGGAUAGCGUUCCACCAUAUUGGCCAGGAUGGUGUGGAUCUCUUGACCUCUUGAUCCACCCACCUCGGCCUCCCAAAGUGCUGGAAUUACAGGCAUGAACCACCAUGCCUGGAAAAUUCAUUAUUUUCUGUCUUACUUUUUGAUUAAUCUUUUUGGUUGGAUGAAACAACUAUUGUUCAGUGCUGUGGUAUUGCAAUGAAGUGUCACUUUUGUAGAGAAGGGAAACCAGAUUUGGACUAUUCUACCUAUUAGAAACUUUCAAGUUAUGAUACUAAGUGCCUAUUAAAACAGAGUGGCAGUUACAGACUUUAUAAAGAUAUAAAAAAAACAGCAGGAAACCUUUAGCUCUCUUUGAGAUUUUAUAAGGUCUGUCAUUAAAUGUUGCCUCUUUUUCUCAUUUACAAAAUAGACAUUAUUUGUUCCAUAUGCCAGCCAAUUUCUUUUGGUUUACAAUAUAUGUAUGUCUUAGGUUAGAAUUUUAAUACGCUAGAGCUGUUAGGCAAUUCACAAAUGAACUCGUAUCUUAUUAUCUUCUAUUAAAUGGAUUUAUUUU
This is a messenger RNA of Callithrix jacchus (white-tufted-ear marmoset), 17690 nucleotides long. Lineage: Eukaryota; Metazoa; Chordata; Mammalia; Primates; Cebidae. The record is from RefSeq and is a predicted model, not a curated record.